Messenger RNA from Botrytis sinoallii, 2449 nucleotides. RefSeq lists its product as uncharacterized. The transcript is spliced from 3 exons. NCBI's taxonomy places the organism in Eukaryota, Fungi, Ascomycota, Leotiomycetes, Helotiales, Sclerotiniaceae. The coding region runs from base 821 to 2449 and encodes 542 amino acids. The record is from RefSeq and is a predicted model, not a curated record.
CUAGUCGAUGCUGUGUAUUCUUUUAAAAAGGUUGUAAUAGCUCCGCUGAUCUUCUCUCAAUCUCAAAUUUUCUUUUGGGAAUUUUCUUUUUCUCUACUCGUCACUCUUUCCUUGAACCAUUCCUUCAUGGGAACUAUCCACUCCUUUACAUCAAAUAUCUCUUCUCUCUUUUACAUUCCUGGUGAAUAAUUAUCAAACGGCCCCAAUCUCUACAUCGGUCGGUCUCAAGUUGUGGCUAUAACCUCUGUCAGUAAAGGUCGAGGGGAGCGAUAUUUGGGGAACUACCUUUCACUCAUCGUGACGAGCUUCAGCAGUCAUUCCAUACACUCUUUACUCACAGAACAUUCAACACCACCUCAAAAAUAUCUACCAUUCCAAAUUCCUGGAACGACACAUUUGGUCCACUUUCAUCGUCUGGGUUAUCCAUGAUCCAUCUAAUAAACCGUCCAUCUGAAACGCAAAACAUCAAAAACUGACUGUCAGGUACGAGCACGGUCCGCGCUUCAUAGAUUCCGAUUUCUCUACCAAGGCCCCAGAUCGACCUUUCAGACCACUUCUAAGUUUUCGUGCAAUUCUGUUGGAGUUUUACUACUUGCAUAUCCGAUAAAAGCUGUGCUCAUCACGAUUGCUUUCUCAUCUUGUACUUUUGCUUCUUUUUACAUUCAUUAGUUGUCGACCUGUGGGGCUUUAAAAAGGAAUCCGAAUUUCUUCAGCCUUUGUAUAUCACCAGACUCCCCCCAUAUUGCAUGUUAAACUUCGAGACACUUAAUGGGCAUUGUUUGACUUCCAUAAUUACCAAAGCUAUUUAAUAUUACUCAUAAUGGGGUGGUUUGGAAACCAAGAUUUGUCUGCCAAGUUCGGCAUUGUCCUUGGUGGUGCAAUCUUCAUCGUAUUAUCCGCCGGCCUGAUAAAAGUAUGGCUCAACAAAAGAAAGCUCGCAAGAAAUAUCAAAAUCGAGGAACUGGAGAAGGCAAACAGCACGCAGGAGAGACUCAAUGUAGAGGAGCUUGGUGAAGGUGAUCUCUUUGGUGUUCGAGCAAUCGAGAGAGGUUUCUUCGGGGGUGUUUCACAAUCUCGAAGCAACUCUCCCGCCCAAUCAAUGUUCGGUCCACCCUCAACAACCGCGGUCGACUUGACAGAAACUUCCAGAGCACUUGAGGCUAUCAGAGGUCCGUCAGCUGCUAGCAGCAGUAAUAUUAGUUUAUCGAGUCGUUCCAGCGAGGUCUCCGCUCCCAAAUCGAUCAAACAUAAGCCGUCACCUCUCCGCUUACAGCCUUCUGCAGCGGAAAUCAGACGCUCUGCUCUACCUAAUGUUGGAGGCUCAUACAUACCACCAUCACCAAUCAAGGAGGUCCAGCCACAAUCGAACUUAGUCGAAGUUCAAUUCGGGAGACCCUCGGUUCCUGAGUCUCCCCCCAGCAGAACUCGAUCUGAAGAGGAGGUAUCUCAACUACAUUACCAAGGAGAGGUUCCACGCAACUUCAUGUUUUUAGCAGGUCAGCACUCGAGCGUUAGAUCUCAAGCAGGAUCUAUAUACGGCAUUGCCGAACCAUCGCCUCAGAACCAAACCAAGAUCCCCAAGAUCCCUACAGUACCAGCUCCAACACACGUCUUUGGAUUCCCUCCCCGAUUUUCCGGACGAUCACGAUCUUCAUCCCCCGAAGAAGAAUCUUCCAACAGCGACCGCUCCUCAACCUCCUCCCCCGAAUUACCCGUCCCCGCCAUCCCCUCUCCCUACAAAAACUCUUGUCAACCCACCGCCCUCCUCGAACAAGAACCACGACAACUCAACACCAAACCUCGCUCCUAUCAACCCACCCAGCCUUUCGAACCCGAAUCCCAAUCCGACUUCUACACCCACUAUCGUGAACCCAGCGUCGCCAACUCCAUCCUCACCACCCGAACAUCUAUCCUCGAUGACCCCUCUCUCUCGCGUUCCGGCUCCGUGAACCCCGUCCGCGGCCGUCCCGCCUACAAAUCUAAUUCCCGCACUCCUUCCGCCGCCUACACCCAUGGUCAAAUAUCCCGCACUCACGACUCUCUCCGCAUGUCUCGCAAAGCCUCGCUUCAAACACAGGAACGUCGGAUUUCGCGCGACAGAGAUCAGAUGCACUAUGAUCCGACGCUAUCUUCUGGGUCCGCGGUGAGAAACCGCAGCGGGAGUGUCCAGGGUCGCGCGGUGGAUUUUGAUCGUCCGAGAGAAAGCCCAUUUAGUAAUGCGAAUGCGAUUGCGGGGUCGGAACACGGGAGACAGGAGAGUUACUCGAGUGUGAGUACGGCGAGUAGCAGGGAGAGUUCGAGGGAGAGGAGAGGAAGGAGUGGGAGUGUGGGGGAGGAGGAGUGGAGGGGGAGAGGGAGGGGGAGAAGUGUUGUUGGGGAGACUAUCGUGGAGGUUUUGACGCCGCUGACGAGUCGGGGACAGAGAUUUGAUGCUAGUGAUUUGGUUUAG